AUGUGCGCUGGUAAAUGCGGUAGUCAAAGCUCUGACGGCAUAUUCUUCUGCAUCUCCAUUCUGCUCGGUAAGGAAGCUGUCGCUCCCUGUCUUGAUCGAUCCGACGUCUAUGUCGACUUCAAAAACCACCCUAAGCUCGACCUCGAUUUCAACAUUUACUUCCAGUUCAUCUUCCAAAUCAACCUCAUUGUCGACUACAACACCAAUGUUGAACUUGACUUCGAUUUCAACAUCUACUCGCACUUCAACUUCAAUAUCAACAUCGAUUUUUACGCCAGAACCGAUACCAACGCAGUGCUACAAUAA
Molecule: messenger RNA, 306 nt
Organism: Phaeoacremonium minimum UCRPA7
Lineage: Eukaryota; Fungi; Ascomycota; Sordariomycetes; Togniniales; Togniniaceae
Exons: 2
Coding region: 1-306 (101 amino acids)
Source: RefSeq, a predicted model, not a curated record